CGACCUCACUUAGUAUUUGUAUGCACUAGUUUUGGCCAAUGAAUCGCUCGUCCAUCCUAGUGGGUUAACAUUACAUACACUACUGUAUCGUAACCAGCGCCAUCAAUAUAGUGUACCGGGUACAACUAGGUUCUACACAAUGGACAACCAACCGGUAGUACGUACUACUAGGUAGUACUUAGUACUAGGGUAGUAUUGAUGAACACUCAAGAUGCAUCAUAUGCAUGGUCAUCCAAGGGGAGAGCAGCGCUUGAGGUCCAAGUUGCUGUGAAACGGGCGACAUGCGUACUUGCACUCGAGGGACUUUCCAUUGCAGCACGUCAACUCGUCUUCCAACACGUGCGCCGUCGUGUACUUGGGAAACGUCUUGGCGCUAAUCACCGGGAUCACCGUGACGCCGGCGCACGCCUGGUACGGCGCCGGCUGCCGCUUGGCUGGGGCGUCUUGAAACCAUGCGAGCUGGGCACAUGUGCCUUGGAUGCGGCGGCGGGUGUCGGCAGAGCACGGCUCGUCGCACCGCUCGAUGCCAAAUGAUCUCGUAACUGUUCGGGCUGUUGCAAUCCCUUGUGUAACCGUCGAAAACGGCAGCGUACACGUGAGUGUGAGUUUCGUCCAUGCGGCACCCGGGAGUGCCGUGAGGGCCACAUUGUGCUGGAUGACCUCUGUGCCUGACGUGUUGUCCAGCCAAUCCGACGACGCCACGGAUUCCGUCGUGUCGUACUGCCACGUACAGUGGAACCCUCCAAACUGCCACUGGAUCUUGACAUCGAGCGCGUCUUCAAUGGGUUUUGGCGGCGGGGGGAGGUCGGGGGCCGGGGGAGGGCCAAAGUCGCAGGUGAUUCCGCUCGAACAUCCCUCGCUUUCGUUGGUGGCACAGGUGUUGCACUUGCGGGGGAUCGUGUUGGCCGCCUUUCCCACGCACCGAUGGGCGUUGAAAAGUGAUACCACGGCUACUUUGGUGUUGCGAUACAAUUGGACAGAUACACUAGUAUAUUGUCCCUUGAGUUGUUGGCACUUGUCCAACACUGCGCACACGUCGUCGUACUUGUAGCACACGCCCUCGUUCAACCUCAUAAACGAGUCGGGUUUUCCCGUACACGAUGGGUUUUUCCCGUACACAUUGUACGUGAUGGUUCCAAGCUUGGGGGGGUUGGGCGGAGGUGGUUGGGGGGACGGUGGAGCGACCAGCAUCCGACCGUCGAGCAUCGCCUUGAACGUGUCCGACGUCGGAUCAAAGCGAAACUUGCACACGCGAAAGUCCGACUGCGGCACUGUGCACGCGUUCUUGGACGACCCACACGUCCACAGACUUCUCCACCACGCAUCAGUCACCAACGCCGCGGUGCGGUGCACAAAGAUCGUCCACUCGACCUGUUGGACGCGGCCGCACGCAGAGUGCCCUUCAAACACCAACCUCGUCUCAAAACGGGGAAAUGUCAAUUCGAGCGAGUCGUCGAUGCGCUGCCACUUGUUGUCGAAUGUGUUUUUGACCCGCCAAAACACGAGUAUUUCGUUCGACUUCGUCUCAAAUAGACCUUGGACUGCCGCAUCCGUCGACAGAUCCCCUACAAACGUGAACAAGUCGUGCACGUUCACCUGAAACUUGUUGGCGCAAAACGUGUCGUAAUCCUGGGGCCAUGCCGUCGUGCGUUCGCACGCCACGUCAAAGUGCAGUUCCUUGGAAUUGUCCGACGGCAACUUGUAGUUGGCACCUGGAAACACAGCGGUAGGGUUGGGGAUGAGCUUCACCUCCCCGUGGGUCCAACCCGAAGCGGGCAAUUUCAACUGCACCGUCGCGGCGGGGGCCAGUGUCGGUCCGUCCAGCGCCAACGUUUGCGAAAACGCACACUUUUCCAAGUCGAUUCCCGAGUUCACUGUGCCUUCGCACACGCGAGGGGAGGUCACGCCAACGUCGCACGUGUAUGGCGUAUAGUAUUCUCUCAAGCUGACGCUGUGGGUACAAGUCCGGGUACACAAAGAAGGGGGAGGUCCAUCCCCCCCAACCACAACAAGGUCUCCGUUCUCGUCGAUGGGGUUCGUCGUUAAUUUGGCCCACUCCGCGUCGGACAGAGGCUGAGACAGGCAUGUAAGCCAAUGGCCCAAGGGGUCCAACACGGCCGACUGGCUGUCAAACUGGUACGUGCGCUGGGUCUCAAAGAACGCGGUGCGUUCGACAAACACUUCGUCGCAGCGGUUGUCGCUGCACGCAUUGUUGGUGGCACCUACACGGUACUGAAUCAAUGCGUUGACUUGGUUUUGGUAGCGUUCCAACGCCGCAGCCGAGUACGCCGUGGAUGGCUUGUCACUGCAGUCGGACGGUUUCGUGUUGGUGGGGCGAUAAGUAUCUGUCACGGACAAGCACGUGGCACACUUGCGCGACUGGACAGAGCCAUGACCAGCUUGGUCAAAGUCAAAUGCGGUUAAGGCCAAGCGGUACACGCCGGGCGUUUGCGGCAGCUUGUUGUACAAGAUGGUCGGUCCAUUCGAUUCAAACGUUUUGUAGUCGAAAUCGACUAUUGUUGGCUUCGCUUCCGCAGGGAGCACGUUCGCGUUGUCGCUCAAGUCGAUAGAAACGUCGACAUGGACGUGUGGGUUUGGCUUGAUCGAGUCGUACGGGGGGGGCGCUUCCAAGUCGUAAUGGUAAGAACUUCGAGGGUACGGAAAGUACAAACUGUCUUUGUGGGCAAACACAUUGGGAAAGCAAGUGUCCAGACCGUCGACGUUGACCGUGUCCUUGGUGAUGUCAAUAUCCAGGGCGUUCCGGUCAGACCCUGGCACACGCCACUCGCACUCUGGGUACUCGUCCGGUCGGAUGUCAUCGUCAGCCCCGUUAGUCCCUAUAGCAUAUGUGUCGUCCUGCAGCAGCAACUGGUUUGAAUUGCUGCUGUGGUGUUGGUGGUGAUUGGAGCGAGCCAGGACCCAGUCUACCCGCGCUUGGGCCAUCGCCCCGGCCGACGCCACGACCAAGCCAAGCCGUCGCAGCAUGAUAAAAGCAAUCGGGCAAUGGGUAACUCGGCGACGGUUCAGCCCGACGAACAACGACCUUUCGGACUAGGGCCUAGGGGAAAGAGAUUCUUAAAGAGGG
Aphanomyces astaci is the source of this 3085-nucleotide messenger RNA. RefSeq lists its product as hypothetical. The transcript has a single exon. The record is from RefSeq and is a predicted model, not a curated record. NCBI's taxonomy places the organism in Eukaryota, Oomycota, Saprolegniomycetes, Saprolegniales, Verrucalvaceae. Bases 479 to 1051 code for a protein of 190 amino acids.